Molecule: messenger RNA, 852 nt
Organism: Aspergillus heteromorphus CBS 117.55
Lineage: Eukaryota; Fungi; Ascomycota; Eurotiomycetes; Eurotiales; Aspergillaceae
Product: fungal specific transcription factor domain-containing protein
Exons: 3
Biological process (GO): DNA-templated transcription
Cellular component (GO): nucleus
Molecular function (GO): zinc ion binding; DNA binding
Source: RefSeq, a predicted model, not a curated record
AUGGGCAUGAUCACCCGGCCGCUGAUGAGGGGCGAUGAACCCGAUGCACUGCGCGAAGCGAUGUACGAGGCAGUUAAGACACUCUUCUGGGAUAAAGACUCCGUCUCCCGGCCUUCGCUGUCGCUGAUUCAAGCGGGUCUGCUUCUCGCUGUGUAUGAGUACGGACAUGGGCUGUUGAAUGCGUCCUUCGUCACUAUCGGCGUCUGCUCCAGUAUGGCGCAGCUAAGUGGGCUGUGUAAUCCGGGAUGUCCACCGUUACCUCGAACAGGAAGUUUGGUUUCUGAGGAUGAGAUGUUGCAUACUUGGUGGGGUAUUCUUGUUCAUGAACGCAUGCUCAGUCUGAAAACCAACCUUCCUGUCCGUCACCUGCACAUCCCGCCCCAGGUAAUGGACAACUUCACUCUUGAGGAGGAGAUCCGAUCUCUCAUGCCAAAAGUCCUUCUCGAUCCGCACUACCCGAGCUUCUAUCUCCAGGCUAGAGCGGCGCUUUGGCUUGACCGUGUCUUACAACUGGUUCGCAGUCCGACCGCUACAUCACCAGAAGGAAGAAUGCGGUUCCAAACGCUGGAUCGAGGGUUACUCCACUUCUUGCGGAUACUUGUUCAGUUGGGGCUGGGCACGUGCUGCGAGGCGAUUUCGAUCGGGAUGAAGUAUGUCGCUACAUCCUCAUCUUGUAUCUCGGGCCAAGAUCAAGAAGAGUCCGCGCAGGCUAUUAGAACACUCAUUACGGUUCUGUCUGAUAUAUCAGGUAACGAGGUGCAGGGGCAUGCUGUGCAGAAUGAGCCCGAUCGCCUGAUCGAGCCGUUCCCGUAUACUAUUACCAUGAUGUAUCAGCUGUUACUUGAGCUGAGG